Molecule: messenger RNA, 1578 nt
Organism: Cladophialophora carrionii CBS 160.54
Lineage: Eukaryota; Fungi; Ascomycota; Eurotiomycetes; Chaetothyriales; Herpotrichiellaceae
Exons: 4
Coding region: 1-1578 (525 amino acids)
Molecular function (GO): monooxygenase activity; iron ion binding; heme binding
Source: RefSeq, a predicted model, not a curated record
AUGCCUUCUACGCUCUUUCUCGUGGGCACCACGGUCCUCCUGCUGGCGGCCAUCUUGAUUCACGACGCGAGCAACAGGUCCAAAGUACCGGCCAACGCGAGACUGCCUCCGGGCCCAGAGGGCAGACCGAUCGUGGGCAACCUGUCGGACAUUCCGCCAAAACACUCAUGGUUGAGGUUCAAGGAAUGGGCCGACCAGUACGGGCCCAUCUAUCGGCUCGACAUCUUCGGCCGCAACCUCGUCAUUGUGUCGACCGAGAAGGUCGCCAAUGACCUGCUGCGGGAGCGCGGGAACAUCUACUCGUCGCGCGAACAAUUGCCCAUGGCUGCGCAGCUCAUCUCGGACGGCUUGAGGCCGUUGUUUUUGCCACACGGAGACUUGUGGCGACGAGGGCGCAAGGUGAUGCACAACAUGACGAUGCACGCGUCGGCGACGUCGUACCAGCCGGUUCAGAUCUACGAGUCGGAGCGGCUCCUCCACGACCUGAUCACGACGCCGGCCAAGUACGAGUCGAUCUUCGAACGGUACGCGGCCGCGGUGGUCCUGCGGUUGGUCUACGGCAAGACGGUCGACACGGGCGACGAGCAGUACGUGCGCGACAUCCUCAAGAUCGCCCACAACGUCGAGCGCGCGGCCUCGCCGGGCGUCUACCUCGUCGACACGUUCCCGAUCCUCAUGUGGCUGCCCGCCUGGCUCGCGCCGUUCAAACGGGAAGCGGCCCGGCUGCACGCCUUUGAACUCAAGACCUUCCGGGGCCUGCUGUUCGAAGUCCGCGACAAGAUGCGGGCGGGGAAAGCGCCGAAAUGCUUCUCGAGGUCCUUCCUCGAGAAACAGGCCGAGUACCACCUGUCGGACGACGAAGGCGCCUACGUGCUCGGCACCCUGUUCGAGGCCGGCGCGGGGACCACGGCCGCGGCCAUGAUGUCGUUUGCGCUGUGCAUGUGUCUCCAUCCCGCGUGGCAGCAGAGGAUGCAGGACGAGGUCGACCGCGUCGUCGGCGACGGUCGCAUGCCGGACUACAGUGACAUCCCGUCCUUGCCGACCUGUCGAGCCGUGAUCAAGGAAGUCCUGCGAUGGCGGCCCGUGACCGCGGGCGGCGUGCCGCACGAGCUGGUCAAGGACGACGUGUACAACGGCUUCUUCUUCCCUGCCGGCACGAACAUCCAUCCGAACCAGUGGGCAAUCCACCGCGAUCCAGAACUGUACCCCGAUCCGGAGACGUUCAACCCGGGCCGCUGGCUCUCGCCCAAGUACCCGACCUACCGUGAGCCGCUCGACAAGUACCCCAACCUGCAGAACUACUCGUCCUUCGGGUUCGGCCGACGCAUCUGUCCCGGCAUGAACAUCGCCGAGAACUCGCUGCACCUGCUGACGGCGAGGAUUGCGUGGGCGGCGCACAUCUCCAAGAGGCCCGGCGUCGAGGUUCCACUGUACGACUAUACCGUCGGGUUCAACGUGCAGCCGCGGCCGUUUGUGUUCGAUCUGGAGGCGCGUAGUGAGGCGAGGAAGACGUUGAUCGACACGACGUGGGAGGCCGGCAAGACGAGGAACCCGCUCGACGAGGUGAAGACGUUGUAG